AUGUAUAUACAAUCACAUGUACACUACGAGACCCGCCAAUCCUGCCAGCGGAGCCAGCUGGUCUCUCCUGGCAACGCAACAGCGGCUGUGACACCAAGCACAACGACGUCGCACAGGGGAGCGCAGAGGCAGGAGAAGGACGAGUCCAGUCCAGUCUAG
Molecule: messenger RNA, 159 nt
Organism: Plenodomus lingam JN3
Lineage: Eukaryota; Fungi; Ascomycota; Dothideomycetes; Pleosporales; Leptosphaeriaceae
Source: RefSeq, a predicted model, not a curated record